UUUUGGUAGCAUUGUCGGUAGAGGGGCUCCAGCGCUCCAUCCAUGCGGCCACAAGUUGCAGUUACAGUACAGUGCGUCCAGGUGAAGCCGCUGCAGCACAAGGAGGCCCUCCCACGGCGGCUCCCUGGCUGUCCAGAUCGGGGCGGCUCCAGGACUAGUCCCAGCCCUUCCAGAAGUGUCAACCGGAGCCCGGACAAGGUCGUCCCUGUGCGUUCACGGAGUCUGCCUGAGGACUCUGAUGAGGCGUUGAUAUGUGAGCCUGUCACAAGAAGUGCCAUUGUGGAAUGUGGAACGCACUCCGAGCCACUUUCUGGAAUGCGAAACACAUCUCCUACACCACAACCAAAGACAGCUGCUGGUGCUGAACUUGCGCGACGAAGAACAUUGAUGAAGAAACAGGCUCAAUCGUCGCCUUUGUUGCUGCCACCGCGAUUGGGUGUCAAUUCCAGGAGCAGCUCUGUGGAAACGGCAAAGUCUGCUGAAAGCCGGGCUAAAACGACCCCGCGAUCACCAGCCUGUGCCGCACAGACAUCUCCAAGUGGUACCGAUGAUGAGCACUCACCGCCGAGUGUCUCUGCCUGCAGCAACUACAGUAGUGAGACGGCAAGAAGUCGCCGCCGUGUUAGUAUAUCAGAAGAAACUGAAGACAUCGAAGUUCCUCGGGCAUGGGGAACUGUGGAAAGAACCUUCAAGGCCUUCUGCGGCAUCAAGCCAGGCAUGGAUGGGAAGACCUUUGCAAAGCUUUGCAAGGAUGCCAAUAUGGUAGACAGGUCAUUGACCAAAACCGAUGUUGACAUCAUUUUUGCCAAGGUGCUUCAGAAGGGAAACCGGCGCAUUGGGCUGGAGCAGUUUGAUGCAGCUCUGGAGCUCAUCGCAAAGCAGAAGAAUACCACGCUGGAAGACGUAUGGUCUCAUGUGAGGUGUUGUGGUGGGCCUGUUCUCACAAGCACAAAAGCAGAAACCGUGCGCUUCUAUGACGACAAGAGCACCUACACUGGAACGCACAAGGAGGGAGGGCCAGACCCUGGCCGGAAAGGCCGGGGCACAUUGACGUGGUCCUCAACGUCACCGACCAGCUCAACUGUCCCCAAUUCCCCAAGGGAUCCCUUUGAGACGGUGAUGAGCUUGCCGGCACUUGGGUCAACAAUGUCAACAAUCCUCGAUUCAGACAAGCGGAUCGCGGGUCGAGCGGGAAGCCUCAGCGAGAAGAAGAUUGCCCAGCAGUUGCGGGGAAAAGAUGGAACAGUGGAGGAUACUUUCAGAGCCUACUGUGCAAACAAACCUGACUUGGAUGGCAAGAGCUUCGUCAAGCUGUGCAAGGAUUGUGAAAUUGUGGAUAACAUCUUCACGCAGAUCGACGUAGACCUGGUCUUCGCAAAAGUGGUUACCAAGGGUCACCGUCGGAUCACCUUGCAUCAGUUUGAAGUGGCACUGGGAAUGAUCGCGCAAAAGAAGGGAGUCGAUGAGGAUUACAUUUUUCGUCGUGUUGCAGAAUCAGAGGGCGUUUUGCAUGCCGGUACACAAGCAGACUAUGUGCGAUUCUUUGAUGACAAGAGCACAUACACUGGAACCCAUCUCUAUGGAGGUCCUGACAGUACCACCAGAAGCAGCUUUGAUCAGCUUUGGAGCUCUGGGCUCCGUCCGGAUGAAGAAGACCGGCUCCCAGAUAUGGUGGUGACCAAAAUCGCAGAGAUCAGUCCCACAGGAGCUGGGACAAGACCUGAGCGGCCAGUCUCUCAAAAGGCUCCGCCCAGACAGCGGUUGGCCAUCACCGCGAAGAGCAAACCUCCUCAAGGGAAGACGGACGACUUUACAAUGGUUUUCACAGACGUGCAAGGCUCCACGUCUCUUUGGGAAGCCAAUCCUCGGGCCAUGGAACUGGCAUUGAGGCUUCACGAUGCGACCAUUCGACAGGUCUUAGCAAAGCAUAGUGGCUAUGAGGUGACAACAGAAGGAGACGCUUUCCAGAUUGCCUUUCAUGACACGUGCGAUGCAGUGGCUUUCUGCUUGGACACACAGGCAGAGCUGCUGCGCUGUGACUGGCCAGCUGCCACACUAUCGCACCCAGAUGCUGCUGCCAGUGAUGAUGCAUGGAGAGGCCUUCGCGUGCGUAUGGGUCUGCACUCAGGGCGGCCAGCCUCUGUCACCAAACAUGAGGUUACUGGCCGCUGGAGAUAUGCAGGACCAAGUGUAGCUAUGGCCAAGGCGAUUGAGGGCGUCUGCCACGGAGGGCAGAUCAUUUUGUCUGCAAGCAGCUUCUACCUGAUUGAUGGCUUGCUGACUGUGCUUGGCAGUCCCCAGGUUGUUGACCUGGGAGAGCACAUUUUGGAGGGGCAUGGCCUGACAGAAGAUGCAUCCAGAACUGGAUGUGCGGGCCGUGCGAAAGUGCAAUUAAUUCAACUAGUGGCACAUGAGCAGGCUCACGCAUAUUCGUGUGAGGAUUCUGCGGAUGCAUCUACCUUCACUGGUGGUCGAGUCUUUCCUCCAAUAGACAGCGAGCAACAAAUCCUACCAGGGUUUGUGGAGUCUCCUGCAGGGCCAUCCAUCACCCUCUGCUUCGUUUUCACCCAGGGGGCUCGUGAACUGGUCGCCACUGAUCCAAUGCUUGCAAGCCAAUCACUUGGGCUUCUGCGUGGCUACUUGCGGGAAGUGCUCCGAAAUGCGGGCGACGGGAGUGGAUAUGAAUGCCAAGAAGACGAAGGUGCAUUCAUGCUGGCAUUUGCCAACAUGGUGGAUGCCGCCGUCUUCUCGAUCCUCCUGCAGAGGAAGUUGCCUCACUUGCCUUGGCCGGACGGUCUCAAGCAAAGAGGUCCGACCACGGCUCGUGGGCUUCGGGUCUCAAUAGGAGCACUUAGUGGUGGCUACACAUCCAGAAGACCACACGCAUCGACUGGACGAGCCGACUACUUUGGCACCAUAGUGAACCGCACCGCUCGCAUCGCAGCCGCUGCCCACCCGGGACAGGUGCUCUUGGGUGGCGACACCCCGAUAGAUCCGAGUGCCACUGGCCGCCUGCCAGGGUUGCAGUGGCAACAACCGCCGAAAUUGCCAGGCUAUCCACAAAUGAUCCCGCAGCCGACUCCAGGGGUGCAGCCAACUCCUGUGCAACAGCAGCAUCCUGGCAUCACAGGAUGGAAGGUUGGGCAACCUGGGCAGCAGGUUCAGCACCCUGUGCAGUCGCUGCCCAUGCAACCGCAGCCGAUGCAGCCACCGAUCCAGCCACAGCCGGUCUCACCAGCCCCUCAACAGUCAGCCGUGCCAGGUUGGUCACUCCAGCGCUUGGGUGCUUAUGCACUGAAGGGCAUCGACAGCCCCAUAGUGCUGACAGAGCUUCGGUUAUUUGACGAAGGAGGCAACUUUGAGUCUUUCCCGGAGCCAAAGACCAAGGGCCGUGUGUCUGCCUGAGAGGGCGAAGGUUUGGGCACUGCACCCAAAUCUCACCUGCAUUUUCAGCGAGCACGAAGUGCAACAGCUAAUGCAAUACCUGCCAUGCAGCCUGCCAAAAGAGGCAGCUUGGGACCCUAGCCAAAGCUGCUCAAAGCUAACUGUUUGAAUCGCAGCUGCAUGGACAGCAUAGUAAAGAAGCGAACGUGACCUACAUGAUCAGAUGACCUAUGCUCGAAAGGGACGAUUGGCAGAUGACAAGCUUUUGCCAACGUCCUCAGAUGCACCCGACACGACGUUCCGACUAGUGACUACUGAGUAUUAGUACUCGUUGAUUCUCAACCAACUCAGUGCCCG
Molecule: messenger RNA, 3741 nt
Organism: Durusdinium trenchii
Lineage: Eukaryota; Dinophyceae; Suessiales; Symbiodiniaceae
Source: the annotation of a GenBank genome assembly